AUGCGUUUCAACCUGUGCCCUGUUCCCGCCCUUUUGGCUUUGGCAGGUCGGUCCGCUGCUGACUGCUUGUCGUAUGGAUAUGAUUUCGUCAACCAAGGAGGACCUUACUGCAUCAACACGACUUCUACAGCAUAUUUCUCGUUUGGAACAGAAUUCUUUGGCUGCCAGCCAAGCGACGUCCAAGAUGCCGUUACGCCAAUUUUGGUCGAUCCAAAUAGCGACGAGUACUUCUGCUCCGACAUCGCCGUCCAGCCAGAUGGGGAAGAUAUGGUAUCCACAUGGUAUUUCAUUGUUCUCCAUGGGCAAGUCUGCUUCCUGACAGCAACUAGCAACGUCCCCGGGAACGAAGUGACGAAGAACAACAUGUUCUCUGGAGACUGGACAAUCGUCAUCGAAGGCCUGACAUUUGCCUGGAUGAGAUCGUUUUCCAUCAUUGCGGCACCACCAGUGGUCGUCACAACUACUCCAACUGCCACAUUCACAGUCACAUCAACCCCUUCUACCACCAUCACAACAACAAUCACCAACGUCUUUUCGACCACUGCAUCCCCUUCCACCGUCACAGUUCCUACCACGACCACGACAAGAACCAUAACCACCUCUCCCGCCCAAGUAACGGUAUAUUCGACGUCGACCAUCACACGAACACGUACCAGCAGAGUAUUUUCCAAAACCGUCUCGACCACUACUGUCACGACGUCAUGCAGAACACAGCCGCCAGCGAAAGAUCCUACGUGUACCAUUCGGCCUACGAAGGCUACACUUGCUGCAGCCAACGCAUCAAUCACGAUCCUCCCACGAAUGCGUCAAUUCGAGCGACCUGGCAGGAACGGGAAUAGGCGAGCUAAUGAACGGAGAGAUGACACGCCAAUCGAUAGUGGCCCAGGUACAUUGCAACUCAAAUUUGUCUCAGCAACGACCGCGCUGACCGCUUCCGUAGAUCAAUGUACCACAACUGUCGCCGAUACUGCCAAUGCUAUUUCUUCAUACACUACAGUUACAGCCCCGACAAGUACUGAAAUUGAUACUGAAAACGCAACAACGACAACCACUGUGUAA
This is a messenger RNA of Cladophialophora psammophila CBS 110553, 1059 nucleotides long. RefSeq lists its product as uncharacterized. NCBI's taxonomy places the organism in Eukaryota, Fungi, Ascomycota, Eurotiomycetes, Chaetothyriales, Herpotrichiellaceae. The record is from RefSeq and is a predicted model, not a curated record. Bases 1 to 1059 code for a protein of 352 amino acids. The transcript is spliced from 2 exons.